Molecule: messenger RNA, 4235 nt
Organism: Linum tenue
Lineage: Eukaryota; Viridiplantae; Streptophyta; Magnoliopsida; Malpighiales; Linaceae
Source: the annotation of a GenBank genome assembly
ACUGACGCCCAGUCAAUCCUCUCUCAAUCUCUCCAUUUCUGUCACCUUACCGCAGCAAGCUCGGAACAAAAUCGCCGGCUGAAGAUGGAGACGCAAGGCUUGUCAUUGAUCUGCGCUGGCCUCGGCAUAGCGGAGGAGGACGACGACGGCAACCGGAUCGGGUACUCCAAGGGCGAGCAGUGCCUAGAGAAUCUGAAGGAUUUGGUGAGGUUUUUGAGGCGUGAUGACCCGCAGACGCGGGAAGUGUUCAAGCAAGUUUGCAAAUGGAAUAUAGUCGCUAAGGAUUUGAUUCCGAUGUUUCAGUACUGCCAGGAUGAUCGAGAUUUGGUCUUGAACGCAGUGAAGGUUUUUGUGUUCCUUACCAUGCCAAUCGACCCUUCCUCGAAUGAAAUCCCUUUACAAUUGGAGUAUCUUUGGGGUCUGAAGUCUGCGAUAACGUGUAGCGACACAGUUGCUGUCAUCGUUUCGCUUUUGGAAGGGCCACUGGAAGAUUUGGAGCGUGAAUUGUUCACGGAGGAUGACUGGAAGUUGGUUCAGUUGGUGCUGACUCUCUUUCGUAACAUCCUUGCAAUUCAAGAUGCUUCCUUGCCUCAGAAAGUCGGGGGAUCAGCUUGUCAAUUCCUGUCACUGAGAGAUGGAUUUCUUGAGCUCCUGUUCAACGAGAAUGUCAUGGACCUGAUCUUAGUAUUGACUCAGCAUGUUGCUGGUUCACGUGGCUUCCUUCGUCAUGAUAACUUACUUCUUCUAGAAGUUUUCCAUUACAUUUUUCUGGGGCAAGAUCCGGAUUUGAUUGCCAAAGCACGUUUCAAGGAUUCCAAGGCCGGUGAAGGGAGCAUUGCUUCUGUUGACAAUCUCAAGGCCAUUAUGGAAGAGGAAAAGAAGAAACUUAAACAGUGCAGAUCACAGAAUAUAGCUCGCCACUCCCAGUUUAGUGGGACGUUUUCUCGGAUUACCAUGGAUGGUUCUACGGCAGUAUGCAAAGGACAGCCUGGUGCUGCUUCCAAUGCUUUGCUUAAGCCUCAUGCUAUCCAAAGGGGUGCGUCUAAAAAAUUUGUCUGGGACCAUGCCAAGUUUCCAGUGACGAAGCCUAAGAUCUUGGAAUUGCUGCAUGAUUUCAUGAAACAGUUUCUUUCAGGAAGUUAUAAUGUUUUGAUCCAGUCAAUUCGUGAAGAUAUCCAAAAGGAACAAAAUGGAAUCCAGAAGAGCGAUAUCAUUGUUUUCUUCCAAGUUGUUCAGUUUGCCACUUCUUAUCAGUAUUACAUGCUCUUGAAUUCAAAGCCGGAAACUGCAAGGGAUUCUCCUCAAGCUUCUGGCUUCCCUGCUGAUAAUACAGUAUUCACAGGUGAUGUAUGUGGACCGAUUGCAGAAUCAAUGAAGGAAUCAAUGUUUCUACUUGUCAUUUCAACAUGGCGGGAUGCCUUUGAUACUCUGAAGCAAACACAUGAAUACAAGUUACUUUCUGUAGCAGGUUCACUUAUGAAAAUUAUGAUUCGCAUUCUAGACUUGGUGCUUAAGGUACUGCCUGAAAAUUCUAAAGAGCCUCUGACAGCUCGGAUUCUGCUUUACAAGUUAUUCUAUGAUCAGACUGACCAAGGGAUGACCCAAUUCAUCUUGAACCUGAUUAAAUCGUUCAACACCCAUAAGCAAUCGAAAAGUGAUCUUGCAGAUUUGGUUGAAACAGUUCAUGUUAUUGUAAGAUUGAUGGGACUUCUUCAAACUCGUGGCACUAUGAGGGUUUCUAAGGGGGCAAGGAAGGUUCGAAAGAAGAAGUCCUCAAGUAAUCAGAGACAAGACAAAGAUUUACCGAGUGGAGGUGAAGCCACCAUUCAGAAUGGGAAUGAACAGCCACCUGAUUCUGGAAGUUUAGAAAAAGGAAGUCAGGAAAAUAUAACAUCUAACCAACAAGAUGACCUUAACGCUGGUAUUCCUGCUGAUCAACCAGAGAUAACUGCAGAGAUGGGAAAUCCUGACGCUGCUAUUCCUACCGAUCAACCAGAGAUAAGUCCAGAUAUGGGGAAUCCUGACCCUGCUAUUUUUACUGAUCAACCAGAGAUCACUCCAGAUAUGGGAAAUCCUGACACUGCUAUUCCUACUGAUCAAACAGAGAUAACACCAGAGAUGGGAAAUCCUGACCGUAAUACACUGCCAGAUGAUAUAAGGGCUGAUCCUAAUCCUAUAGAUGAUGAUCUGUCUUGUUGCUCAGAUGAUGAGUCUGCUGAUGACGAACCUGUUUCUACUUAUGAAGUUGACUUUAAUGUCACAACUUUCAUGAAAUCUUUCGCGAACCAUAGCUUCGUUAGCAAUUUAUGCUGGUUGCUUAGAUUCUAUAAGAGCAACUCCUUCACGACAAAUCACUACAUCAUAUCCAUGCUGCGGAGGAUAACGGAUGACCAGGACCUUUCUCCAAUGCUAUAUCAGUUAUCUCUACUCACAACAUUUUAUGACAUCCUCAAUGAGCAAAAGUCGUCUCAGUGCAAGGAAUAUGAAAAUAUUGUAGAGUUCCUUACAACUCUGGUGAGGAGAAUGUUGAGGAAAAUGAAGAAUCAACCCCUCCUUUUUCUCGAAGUUCUCUUCUGGAAGUCCAGAAGUGAAUGCAAUUACAUCAAUGCAGACUAUUUAGUACAUGAGCUGGGUGGUUUAAGAAGAAAGACGAAAGAUUUCUAUGGCGCUUCAGCCGAUGGAGAAGUUGGUUCAUCAGGGACCACAGGAUGGGCUCCUAGAAGCAUUGCUGAUGCUCUGGGUGAUGAUGAAGCUGAUGUCGUGAUCUCCCAUGACAUGGAAAAUCAGAAUAUGGAAAACAGUUCAAAUGAAUUGCAGAAUGAGAAGGCGUCAACUUCUGGCAGCAGUUUGUCCAGAAAGGAAUUUCCAAGAAAGAAAAGAUUUGUGCUGACGGAGGAAAUGGAGAUAAGGAUCAAAGAUCUCUACGAGGAAUUCAAGGAUGAUGAGAAAUGUUGUCAUCACAUCGCUGAAUCCCUAGAUCCUACAGGCCGAGUUUCGCCAACACAGGUUUUAAACAAGCUCAAGCAGCUUGGGCUGAAAGCUUCGUUAAAGAAAAGGAUAAGAAAAGCCAGGGGAACAGAUUCUACUGAUCCUGCUCAGCUCUCUCAAAUUGAAGAGGAAGAAACCUUGCUCAAGAAAUCCACGGGCGCUAGGAAAAGAGCGCCAGCCAUUGGCAAGGAUCAGGAAGAAAAAAUCAGAGCUUUAUACGAGCAGUUCAAAGCAGAGAAAAGGUGCAGCCACAUGAUCGCAGAUGCUCUGGCACCAGAAGGUAGUUUCACAGCUGCACAGGUUACCCGCAAACUCAAGCAACUUGGACUUCAUGUUCCCCAGAGGAAGAGGUCCCAGACAGAAGCCAGCAUGAGAGACGAGGAAUCCAACGAUGGACACGAAUCUGAAGAGGAAACAUUGCUGUCCUUCAAGAAGAGGAGAGCCAAGGAGGUCCAAGACCGAAAGAAAAGUAGGAAACUUGCUCCAGAAGCAUCAGCCAGCAGAAUUGAGGUUCCUGGCGGUGCCAUGGACGAUUCUGAAGGAAUUGGUGAAGAUGAUACUUCUGGUGGUGGCAGCCCAUCUGGCAUUUCUCCUGCUGCUGUUGGUGAUGACGAAGACAGAGAGCCAAUGGUCGAUGAACCAGAGGACAAUGACGUGGAUGUUUCUCCAGCUGAUGAUGACGAGGACGAGGAUAAUGAACUCAUGGUGGAUGAACUGGAGGACGAUGACGUGGAUGUUUCUCCGGUUGACGAGGAUGAUGAUCAUGAUGGACAGAUGGUGGCAGAUGGAUUGGAGGAUGAUGGCGUGGACAUUUCUAUUCCUAGUCCACAGAUUGGAAGUGCAGUCUCCAGGAGGAAAUCGAGGAUGAUAAUCGAUCUCGAAGAUGAAGACGACGAUUAAAACAAGUGCUAGGUCGGGGGCUCGGAGCAUCGUAGGCGCUUUAAAGCCAUGAAGUGACUUCCAUGUUAUUAAGUCCAGGAUGGGGAUGGUUGCGUGGGUGGUAAGAUACUGAGGUGCCUUGCCUUCCCUUAGAUUAUUUUCCUUUUGUUCCGAGUUUUUUUUUUUUUGGUUAGAUCAUUUGUAAAUCCCUCCAGCUCAGCAGCCACAUCACCAACCACUGUCCCCUAGUGAAGAAAUGUAUAACUAAUUAGUUAACUACCGGGCCAGUUGCAUCUUGGGCCUUCGGCCCGAUAUUAGACUCCUCUCUUCAAAAGACAAAGUCACCGUAAGGCCCAGUCUUAACUCCA